AUGUUAAAGUUGUCCUCAGAUCUAACUACUAGUCCAGGGAAGUUACUAUUGCAGAUAGUCAUCCUACAAUGCUUCUACUAUUUAACAGCAUUGGUAGUGUUCUACUUAAUAAGUUCAUUGAACGGAUACGAUUUCAAUUUAAAUUUCAUCUUUCUGUGGGAACUCAUAUCUUCAGAUAAUGCUAUGGGAUUAAUUUUAUUUGCCAUGUGGUUAUUUGAUUCAUUAUUAUGUGUUUUGUUUGUCACUAUCAUUGUAGGAAGAUCCAAAUUAGCAUGGGAUUUUGCCUUAACGGUUCAUAUUAUAAAUUUAAUCGUGGUAUGGAUUUAUAGUGGGAAAUUCCCAACAUCGACCUUAUGGUGGUGUUUACAAAUCUUAAGUGCUACAUUAUUAGUUACAUUAUCAACAUAUUCAACCCGAUGGAGUGAAUUAAGGACCACAUUCUUUGAUAAUAUGUUAGAAAGUCGAGAUCGAAAUCUCGAAGAGGGAAAUUCCAUAGAAUUAGAGAACUUAAAUAAACCUUCAUCAUCUUAA
Messenger RNA from Yamadazyma jaroonii, 531 nucleotides. NCBI's taxonomy places the organism in Eukaryota, Fungi, Ascomycota, Pichiomycetes, Serinales, Debaryomycetaceae. The record is from the annotation of a GenBank genome assembly.